This is a messenger RNA of Alternaria novae-zelandiae, 375 nucleotides long. RefSeq lists its product as uncharacterized. Lineage: Eukaryota; Fungi; Ascomycota; Dothideomycetes; Pleosporales; Pleosporaceae. The transcript is spliced from 2 exons. The record is from RefSeq and is a predicted model, not a curated record. The coding region runs from base 1 to 375 and encodes 124 amino acids.
AUGUCAUUGACAAUUUACAUCAUCGCCAUCAACGGCGGCCACGUCGUCGAAGCCGACAAUGCCGGAAAGGAAAUCAAGACCCAGAAAGCAACGGUGUCCAAGUCCCAGCAAUGGGUGGUGGAGUGGAAGGGCGCAGGUAAAUCUGACGAGUUCGCGCUUCGAAACGUCGCAACCGAUGCCUAUCUGGGGGCUCCCAAGGGUGUCAGUGGUACAUAUUGCACCACAAACGCAAAGCAGUUCUGGCGAGCUGAGCCUGGUCAUGCGCCUGGAUCUUUCUGGUUAAAGAGUCUCGAGUUCGACGAUGCAUGCCUGUGCAACUCAGGCGCCAAGACCACCGCUAAUAGCAUCGUCUACAUGUGGAAGAAAGAUGUAUGA